AUGGAAAUGACACGGGACGAAUUCCGCGUAGAAGAUAACGCUGCAGAAUCAAAAACCAGCAAAGAAAGUAAAAUAUCCGUACUUGUCAACGAGUUCGCUGGCUACACUACUCUACAUGGAUUUCACUUCGUUCUUGAGUCCUGCUCUGUUGUCAGGCGCAUUUUGUGGGCGACAUUGAUCAUUCUGGCAUUGGUAAUACUAGCUUUUCAGUGCCUCAAUGGAUUGAACAAACUUCUGGAACAUGACUCCGUGACUAUAAAGGAGCAGCAACGUGAAGAUGCGAUUUUAUUUCCAGCAGUGACAAUUUGCAACCAGAACAUGAUGCGAAAAGAUAAAAUAAUGGGAGCUGAGGCCCAGAAGUUCUUAGAUGAGAUUGAAUCCUUGCUGUAUAGCGGUUUUAAUAAUAACACAAAUGAUUCCUUUAGUUUGGAUCUGGACAAAGAGGUUAGACGAGCAGGACAUAACAUUUCAGAUAUGCUGGUAGCGUGCUUUUCGCAGGGAAAAAUUUGUAAGCCGGAGGACUUCUACGUCUUCACGUCUAUACGGGUAAGACAGGUAUACGUUACAGGUCAAAAAUAUAUUCAGGUUGAAAUGUCUUAACCUAGGUUGAUGCUUUCUUCCUUUUAACUCCUAGCCCCAAUCAUUCAUCAGUUAGGGCUAGGAGACAAAGGGAAGAGAGAAUCAACCUAGGUUACAAAAUGUUACUCUUAUUUAAUUUUGACCUGCGACAUAUAUACAGAUAUAUCUUAAUAAAGCGCUGAUUCCGGCCUAUUCAUUCACACUAAACUCCCAGCCCAUUACAUAAUAUGGCUUCUGUUUUCGCACUUUGUGAUAGCUUAAGCUAAAAGAUUCGGAAUAUAAUUUAUCCGAAACUUUCGUUGUGAAGCCCCCUCCCCUCUCCCUGGUGUACAAGUACAAAAGAACAAAAGCAACUGUCUAAACAAUACACCGCCAUACUGAAAUUAUUAUUUUUUCUUGUCAGUAAACAAUGAAAUUGGACGCAAUUUGUGCCUUCCCCUUUUUGAAGGGGGGUAUGUCCCGUUAAUUGCUACCCUUUUAAGAAGUUAAAACGCGUCUUAGCAUGAAUUGAAUUCCAAAAAUAAUAGUCCAGUUUUAUUAUUUAAGAGUAUAUUUAGGUUUUGGAACUGUUUCCUGUCGCCUGUUGAAAAGGAUGAUAAGGAUGGACGUUGAUUGAGACUUGAAAACUUGGUCCAAGCAAGACUCUGUAUGAGCAAAUGAAAGUAAGGCUAUACUGGCACAGUAGUUUUUUAACCACUGCGCUACCCCUAUGCUCUCUUGCUUGAAUAUAAUGUGACGCAAUGAUUUUUUUUUCAGCGUGGUCUCUGCUACACGUUCAACUCUGGAAAGCCUGGUUACGCCUUGCGUUACCAGAGCAAUGCAGGAAGGGACAAGGGUCUUUUUCUUCAACUCAACGCACAACCUGAGCAGUAUUAUGGGCCAUUUAACAUGCUUGAAGGAACUGGUUUUCGCGUUAUGAUUCACGAUCAAAAUGACUGGCCAGAUGUAGAGAAUUAUGGAAUCGAUAUCUCUCCAGGCUUUAGCAGCACGAUUAGAGUCCAGCGGUACAAGGUAUGGGCAAUAUGCCUCAGCUUACCGAGCGAGGCGCGAAGUUAAUCGCUAUUAUUUGUCCGCAGUCAUUUAAUACCUUCUGUGGUUUUCCGGAGCAUUGGAUAAUUUUCUGCUAGGUUUGUAACACGAUCGUAUGACGGCUUGAUCUAUUCAGAUUCGAUUCUACCGUAAACAAACACGGUUCGGGCUAUGAACUGUAAAGUAAGUUGCAACACAAAUAGCUCCUCUGCGCCCCGUGCUAGAUGUUUUAGUCGCUGUUGUUUUCGUGUUUUUCAAGAAAUGGUGUUGAGAGCUUUCGUUCAUUGUUUUUUUUGUUUUUUGUCCGUUUUUGUUCUAGACUAUCCGUCUUCCUCCUCCGUAUACGCCAAAGUGUGGUGAACGGAAGCUGGCUGCCACGAGCAACUAUUCCCAAAGCGCAUGCCUUGUGGAGUGCUGGACAAAGCUUAUUAUCAGCAGAUGUCAGUGCAGAGUCCUCGGCAUGGUCCAUCUAGGUGAGCAACUAUUGAUUAUAACUGGAUCUCUUACUUUUCUCUUUAGUGUGACUUGACGUCGCAGGGGCACCCAACGAGGAUAUAGUUCAAAACCACUUAAACAUAGCAUUGUUAAACGUAUUUUAGUAUUUAAACGGUAGAUAUAGGCAUAUAUUUAUCCCCUAGAAAUUUUUUAUCUGUUCGGAUUUCCUAGCUGAAAGUCUAGUGAUCCGAAAAUUAUAGGGAUCAAAACUUACCUUUUCGAAAAUUUCAGCCAGAAAAAAGGCUCCCGAAAAUUCUAGGUGACCUUUUACGGGUAAAACUCCGUUAAAAAUGGGCAAUCAUACCAUUUUUUAGAUGUUCGAAAAUCCUUGGAGAGGCAGGCAAGCAAGAAAUUUUACAACAAAUAUUCCGAAAAUUCUAGAUCACAAAUCGUCUUCCGAACAGAUAUUUUCCGAAAAUUGUUGUUGGGUGCCCCUGAUUGAAGAAGGAUCAUAUCAUCUCCUGAAGCCGAAGGGUGUAAAACAACGUCCUAGUGUUGACAAUUGUCUUAUUUUUUUUACAGAUGAGUAUAAGUCCUUUCGAUAUUGUGGGCCUCGGAAAUUUGUCAGCUGUGUCCUUUCUGAUGAAGGUUAGUGGCUCACCUCAGCUCAUUUAAAAUCGUUUUACCAAAAUUCCAAUCAACUGAGGUAUCCGUUAAUCUCGCUUUUUAAUUCAGUUCAUUGGAAUUAGUUCUCCAUCAAUUUUGGAUUAUUCUAUCAUUGCUAUUAAGAUGUGAUAGACUUUGAUGGCUUACUAAAUGGCCAGUAGCUUUCUAACUCUCGAGAAAGAAACAUCUAAACUGUAUAGAAUCUCCUUUGCUGUGUAUGUUUUUGUUUGUUUGUUGUUGUUAUCUGUUUUUGUAAUAUACGUCUUCUUUUCGUAGUAAACUCUACCGUCGAAUCAGCUUGUGAUUGUCCCACAAAAUGUGAGACUGUAACUUUUAAUCAGCAACUGUCAAGCGCUAGUUUCCCUUCCCGACAUGUCCUUCCAAUGCUUGUUAAACAAGCAAAUGCCACUGCAGCUGUUAAUGCAAGUGCCGAGUUUUAUGAUGAGAUUGAAACAGAAUUGAGGUGAGUGGCAGAAAUGUCGGUUGACUGGGUCCUCUAAAAAAUAACAUAUUCAAUUCUGGCUACGAUCUAGACUAUUCCUAUGAAAAUUUGCUUCCUGACGUAAUAACCUCAAAAUAUGCAGCAUGACCCCCUGUUUUGUUGUUUACUGAUGAAUACAAAGUGAGAGACCCCAAAAUUUCCCUGUUGAAAUAGUGCCUUCACUAUGUCAUGUAAACACCUUUGGCUUUGACAAUUUACGUCGUCUAACCCUGCAACUUUGUCUAUACAUAUUCUUAAAAUUCUAAAGGAGGCGGAAUACAUUUCCACUCUUACCAGACGAUUAAACGAAAACCGGUCUGUAAAAAAGGGGUCAACGGUGUCAAGUUGACUAGUAUGUGUUAUCAAAUGGUAUACUGGUGAACUUAGAGAAUAAUUUCGUUGAACUUAGAGAAUAAUUUUCCCGAGUUUUGGGCGAGGGAAAUUAUUAGAAAUUUGGACAAAACUAAUAAUUUCCCGAGCUUUUAUUUGCGAGGUGACGAAUUACGAUUGCAAUCGUGUAUUUUUGACAUGUUUAUCCUGGUUUUAUCGCAUCGAUCGGAGAGAACUCCACUCUCUCAAAAGUUUAGAGCUUGAAUUUGGCUUGAGUUCAGAAUGUCUCGACAAACUAAUCCUUCUUUAUGUGUUCUUUCGUGUGUUUGGGUUUUGCAAAGCGUCUUUUAAUGCCCUGUCAUCUUCAUUCGUAAAAUUUUAAAACUUCGUCGCCAUCUUUGCACUGAGACGUACGGAAGGUUGCCAUGGUUAUUUUGUCAUUUCAAGUGUGAAUUACAAAUUAACGCUGAAAUUUCGCGCCAGAAUUAAGGAAUAAUUCGUCACCCAGUGAUAUUACAUUCUUUAAUAAUUGAGGAGGCUUUUCAGUUGUAGAGCAUUAGCCUGCGGGGAAGCUCUAAGGCGCUCUAGGGGCGGGGAGGAAAAGGAGCGCCCGGAAGAACUUGCUCGUAGGCCAAGGCGCUCAAACGUUCUUUUUGUUUGUUUGUUUGCUUUGUGUUUCAACCGACAAGGAUUCUUAAGUUUUUUGUUUGUCCAGUUACCAUGAGCCUGAGACGGUAAGUUUCACUCGUAUUUUGUUGAAAAACUUCAAUGAUCGUACUUUUCCUUGAAGGAAGCGUUUACUUCAGCUGAAUGUAUUUUACCAGUCUGUGGUCACAGAAGUAACAAGGGAAAAGCCGUCCUAUGAUAUCCAUGCCUUCGGAUGUAAGUAA
Porites lobata is the source of this 4410-nucleotide messenger RNA. The record is from the annotation of a GenBank genome assembly. NCBI's taxonomy places the organism in Eukaryota, Metazoa, Cnidaria, Anthozoa, Scleractinia, Poritidae.